CUGACACAGGGGUGCCUUUGGAAGGAGUCCCCAGGGAGGGAAACUAGCUCCUAGAAGCCCACUUGGGGCUUCUUCCCCUUGAUCUCCUGCCAGGGAGGGGAGAGUCCAUUCAGGGCUGGCUCCCUCGUAUCACCCUCAUCUCUUUGCCGCUCCUCCAACUCUGCCCUCCCUCCCGGGCCUCCAUUCAGUCCUCCUCCAUGGAUCUCUCUUUUUCUGCCUUCUCUGUCCUCCUGGUCUCCCCGGCUUUAGUCCCCCUCAUCCUGAUUGGUUCUUUUUCCUUUGUUUUGCCCUCCUGGCUUGGUGUUCAGGAUUUCUCUCCUAGUCCAUGAUCUCUGGCCCUCCCCUGUCCAUCUGUUUCUGGUUUCUUUGUCUGUCAGCACCCCCCACCAUUACUUUUCUGGGUGGGGGGCUCUUGCCUUCUCCAGUCCCGGGGAGUGCAGACUCCCCAGGCACCUGCACUCAGGAGCCUUCCGCCCUUUGGAGAACCCUUAGCUCAAACUCCUCCUUUGCCCCUCCCCCUGCCCUGCUCACCUUUAAUUGAGAUGCUAAUGAGGCUUCUGUCGCUUCCAUCCCAGCCUGGCGGGCGGGCUCCCUAGCCAGGCCGCUGCACCUGUCAGGUGAGGGGGAGGAGAGGCUCGCCUGCCAGAUUCAACUGGAAAGGAACCAGUCCCAGUCCAGCCACAACCUGGGAGCUGGGAGCAGGAGGCAGUCCAGACGUCCUGGAGGCUCUUAGGCCGUGGGACAGAGGGAGUCAGGACACAGUCCAAGGCCAGGGCCAGAGACACAGGAGAGAGCCCACCCCGACUGAGAGGGGGCAAGGUUGGGAGGAAGAGGAAGAGGCAGCAUCAGAGAGCCUGGCACACAGACAGGAGACCGGCAAGGAAGAAGAGAGCUGAGAAAGAGACCCAAAGAGAAGCAGAAAGGAUAGAGAGAGGGGGAACACGAGUCAACGCUGGGACACAGAGGUCCUGCAGGAAGGAGACUAAAGACAGGGCAGACUGUUCUCUGAGACAGAAAGGGAGGUGCUGGGACAGAACCCCAAAGGCAUCUUCCCGAGGAAGCCCAGCUACAGCUCUCUGGCCUCGACUCCUGCAGGCUCAUGAAAGGAGAGCAGCGUGAGGAGCAGGGGCCGGGCCCCGAGCCCGCGGGCCCCCCGCAGCCCACAGAAGAGGAGGAGGCCCUGAUCGAGUUCCACCGCUCCUACCGAGAGCUCUUCCAGUUCUUCUGCAACAACACCACCAUCCAUGGCGCCAUCCGCCUGGUGUGCUCCCAGCACAACCGCAUGAAGACAGCCUUCUGGGCCGUGCUGUGGCUCUGCGCCUUCUGCAUGAUGUACUGGCAGUUCGGCCAGCUGUUUGGGGAGUACUUCAGCUACCCCGUCAGCCUCAACAUCAACCUCAACUCCGACAAGCUCGUCUUCCCCGCCGUCACCAUCUGCAACCUCAACCCCUACAGAGACACGCAAAUUAAAGGGGAGCUGGAGGAACUGGACCGCAUCACCGAGCAGACGCUGUACGAUCUGUACAAGUACAACUCUUCCAGCACCGUGGGGGCCCACCCCCGUGGUCGUCGCGGCCUCGGGGAGACUUGGCCGCACCCCUUACAGCGCCUGGCGGCCCCGGCCCCGCCCUCCCGGGCCCGCCAAGCCCGCAGCGCCAAAUCCAUUGUGCAGGACAACAACCCCCAAGUGGACAGGAAGGACUGGAAGAUCGGCUUCCAGCUGUGCAACCAGAACAAAUCGGACUGCUUUUACCAGACUUACUCGUCAGGGGUGGAUGCAGUGAGGGAGUGGUACCGUUUCCACUACAUCAACAUUCUUGCGAGACUGCGAGACACUUCUCCGGCCCCGGGGGAGGACAUGCUGGACAACUUCAUCUUCGCCUGCCGCUUCAACCAGGCCUCCUGCAGUCAGGCGAAUUACUCUCACUUUCAUCACCCGAUGUAUGGGAACUGCUACACUUUCAAUGGCAAGAACAGCUCUAACCUCUGGAUGUCUUCUAUGCCUGGGAUCAAAAAUGGUCUGUCCCUAACACUGCGCACAGAGCAGAAUGACUUCAUCCCGCUGCUGUCCACAGUGACUGGGGCCAGGGUCAUGGUCCAUGGGCAGGAUGAGCCUGCCUUCAUGGAUGACGGUGGCUUUAACUUGCGGCCUGGCGUGGAGACCUCCAUCAGCAUGAGGAAGGAAGCGCUGGACAGGCUUGGGGGCAACUAUGGUGACUGUACCAAGAAUGGCAGUGAUGUCCCUGUGGAGAACCUUUAUCUUUCCAAGUACACACAGCAGGUGUGCAUCCGCUCCUGCUUCCAGGAGCACAUGAUCAAGCAGUGUGGCUGUGCCUACAUCUUCUAUCCACUGCCCAAGAAUGCAGAGUUCUGUGACUACAGGAAGCACAAUUCCUGGGGUUACUGUUACUAUAAGCUCCAGGAUGCCUUUUCCUCGGACCGCCUGGGCUGUUUCACCAAGUGCCGGAAGCCAUGCAGUGUGACCGGCUACCAGCUAUCUGCUGGUUAUUCACGAUGGCCCUCAGUGACAUCUCAGGACUGGGUCUUCCGGAUGCUAUCCCAACAGAACAAUUAUACUAUUAACAACAAAAGAAAUGGCGUUGCCAAACUCAACAUCUUCUUCAAGGAGCUGAAAUACAAAACCAACUCUGAGUCUCCCUCCGUCACGAUGGUCACCCUCCUGUCCAACCUGGGCAGCCAGUGGAGCCUGUGGUUCGGCUCCUCAGUGCUGUCUGUGGUGGAGAUGGCUGAGCUCGUCUUUGACCUCCUGGUCAUUACAGUCCUCAUGCUACUCCGGAGGCUCCGAAGCCGCUACUGGUCUCCAGGGCGAGGGGGCAGGGGCGCCCGGGAGGUGGCCUCCACUCCAGCCUCCUCCGUCCCCUCCCAUUUCUGCCCCCACGCCACAUCCCCCUCCUCAUCCCCACCAGGCCCUGCGACUUUCCCAGCCUUGACAGCCCCUCCCCCUGCCUAUGCCUCCCUGGACCCCUGCCCAUCUCCAUCCAGCUUGGUGAGGACCAGCGCCUCCGCCUGUACUCUGGGGGAGCCCUGAGAGGGAAGGAGAGUGUCCCCCUCCACCCAAGGCAGGCGCUUCCCCUGGUGGGAGGGGGAAGGCUUGGCAGGAUGAGAGAAAGUUUGGGGACUUCCUCUCAGAGCUGCCCAACUGCCUUUGGUGUGGGGGAGGGAAGCAGGAUGGGAAAGGGGCUACAGAAAUGGCCAAGGAACCUGCCCGGAAUGGCCCUGUCUCCUGCCCUGUACCCUCUGGUCCUGCCUUGAGAAGACGCUGAUUUCCCUUCCCAAGUGCAAACAAGUCUGCCUUUCCCUUGGAUCAGCCAGGCCAAACUUGGAGCUUCGACAAGAAACCUUCCCUGGAAACCGCUGGCGACCGGAAACAAAACACAAGCAAGAGAACACAAAGGCAUGCACAUUUCCUACCCAGCCCCAGGCCUGGCCUCGCUGCUUUCCAGUAGACACGUUAGCACCUCUUCUUGAACUUGAGUGGGGAACACCACCCAAAAGCCCCCUUUGUUAGUUCUUGGGCAAUUCCCCUUCCCAGGGCAGGGACUGGAGCAGACCAGUGUAGGAAAGGCUUGGCCAUUCUUAGGUGGCCCCAGGACUCUUCCAGUCUCAUCUACCCUACGUCCCCACGGAGCCAUAUCCCAGUGCCUCUGCGUCCUUUAUACCUCUACAUAUUUGCUCCAGUUCUCUGCUCAGCCUGGAAGCUUUCCUCACCAUCUGGAGAAUUCCUGCGCAUCCCUUAGAACCCUACUCCGACACCACUACUUCUGCAGACUGCGGUUCCUUCUUGUCUUCCCCAGAGUUGAUCACUUCCCUCUCCCCUGGACUCCCGUAGCACAGCAUAACAUCUGUUUUAGAGCUGAUGUUGCCUGAUGUUUAGAGCUGAUGAUGUAUGCUUUCUUGUUCCUUUGUGCCUGCCUCCCCAACUAGACUGUGAGCUCCUUGGGGUCGGGGACGGGGUCUUGUUCAUUUACGUAUCCUCAGGGUCUAGCCCGGUGUCCAGCUUAGAGCAAGUAGGCAGGCACUCAAUAAAUAUUUGCUGCAUAAGGAA
Molecule: messenger RNA, 4066 nt
Organism: Mustela erminea (ermine)
Lineage: Eukaryota; Metazoa; Chordata; Mammalia; Carnivora; Mustelidae
Gene: SCNN1A
Product: sodium channel epithelial 1 subunit alpha
Exons: 13
Coding region: 1100-3049 (649 amino acids)
Biological process (GO): sodium ion transmembrane transport
Cellular component (GO): membrane
Molecular function (GO): ligand-gated sodium channel activity
Source: RefSeq, a predicted model, not a curated record